Molecule: messenger RNA, 6555 nt
Organism: Orussus abietinus
Lineage: Eukaryota; Metazoa; Arthropoda; Insecta; Hymenoptera; Orussidae
Gene: LanB1
Product: laminin subunit beta-1
Exons: 11
Coding region: 357-5729 (1790 amino acids)
Biological process (GO): substrate adhesion-dependent cell spreading; cell migration; basement membrane assembly
Cellular component (GO): laminin trimer
Source: RefSeq, a predicted model, not a curated record
UCCGACGCGGUCCGAGCAGGGCCGAGUACCGGUGCAGCCUCCUAACGAGAAGCGUCCCGGCGACUCUUGCCGAUCCGACCGACCCGAUCGCCUCCGUGCACGGCGCAUCCAAGACCCGGAACAACCGGGCCGAGAGCAGGUGCGCAACAGUCCGCACGCACUCGCAUCCGCGCCGGUGCCAUUCGGGUACGAGAUUUGAUACGCGUCUCGGUCGGUAAGGAAGGAACACGUGCUACGCGCCCUGCAUCUCGAUGGGAACUUCUCGGACCGAGGAGUGAGUGGAACGUCUGAGCGGAGGGAGAAAGGGAAAACGUAGCCCUUGUGUUAAGAUCGGCUUUCGUCGAUGCGUUUGGAGGAUGCGAUCGGUUGAUUGGACCAAAUCAAUCAUGCAUCGUCUCGCUUUCACGGUUAUCCUCUUCGUCGUCGUCUCCUUAGGUUCGACGAAUGAGCAGUACAACGGAGAACGUCGAGUCCCAGCAAGAGUCCGUUCCAUGCCAUCAGGUCCUCACGCGAAGAGGCCUCACCCCUGCGAACAGAGUUCCUGUUAUCCUGCAACCGGGAAUCUGCUCAUCGGACGAAAGGAUCGACUUUCGGCCUCCUCCACCUGCGGACUGAGAGGACCUGAGAGAUUUUGCAUAGUCUCCCACCUGAAGGAGAGAAAAAAGUGCUUCUUUUGCGACGCCUCGCUACCCAAAAAGCAACACAAUGUGGAAAACAUCAUCAGCAAUCGCAAGAAAUCCGUAGAGACCUGGUGGCAGGCGGAGAACGGCGUGGAGAACGUCACCCUGCGUCUAGACCUGGAGGCUGAAUUUCACUUCACCCACAUCAUCAUCCGUUUCCAAACCUUCCGACCGGCGGCCAUGUUGAUCGAGAGAUCCUACGAUUUCGGCAAAACGUGGCAGGUGUACCGAUACUUUGCCCACGACUGCGAGCAGUCCUUCCCCGGGGUUCCCACGACCUCUCCGAGGAAACUGACCGACGUGAUCUGCGAGUCAAGGUACUCGAACGUGGCUCCGUCCUCCGGUGGGGAGAUCAUCUUCAGGGUCCUACCGCCGAAUCUGCAGAUCGACAACCCGUACUCGAAGGAGGUGCAGAACCUCCUGAAGAUGACCAACCUCAGGAUCAACUUCACGAGGCUGCACACCCUCGGCGACGACCUCCUGGACGAUCGCGCGGAGAUCCGAGAGAAGUAUUACUACUCCAUCCAGGAUAUGGUCGUUCGUGGAUCCUGUUCCUGUUACGGCCACGCCUCGAGGUGCUUGCCUCUUCCGGGCGUCGUCCACGAGGAGGACAUGGUACACGGCAGAUGCGAGUGCACCCACAACACCAAGGGCCUCAACUGCGAGAACUGCGAGGAUUUCUACAACGACUUGCCCUGGAAACCUGCGGUGGGCAAGCAGACAAAUGCUUGUAGGAGGUGUAAUUGUAAUGGCCACACGACGUCCUGCCACUUCGACGAGGCUGUCUACGAGAGGUCCGGCAGGGUAUCCGGAGGUGUUUGCGACGAUUGUCAGCACAAUACGCGGGGGCAAAAUUGCGAGCAGUGCAAACCGUUCUACUACCACGACGUCAGCAAGGAUAUCUCGGAUCCUGAUGCCUGCCAGCCCUGCGACUGUGAUCCUAGCGGCUCCUUGGACGACGGAAUCUGCGACUCUAGAACCGAUCCUUUAAGUGGUGAUGAGUCUGGACGUUGUCACUGCAAAGCCAACGUCGAGGGUCGGCGCUGCGACCGCUGCAAAAACGGAUUCUGGAAUUUCGAUCUUAACAAUCCCGAAGGGUGUCAAGCUUGUACCUGCAAUACUCUCGGUACCAUUGACAAUCAGGGAUGCAACACGAUCACCGGCGAGUGCACCUGUAAGAGGUACGUCACUGCAAGAGACUGCAACCAGUGUCUACCAGAGUACUGGGGACUGUCGGACGAGCACGACGGCUGCAAGCCUUGCGACUGCGAUCCUGGUGGCGCCUACGAGAACUCUUGCGACGUCAUAACCGGCCAAUGUCGCUGCAGACCUAACGUUGCGGGCAGGACUUGCAACCAACCGGACCAGAGCUACUACACCGGCUCGUUGGAUUUCCUCGUCUACGAGGGAGAGUUGUCCAGAGCAACGGAUAAUUGCCAAGUGGUCAUUAGAGAACCGUUCAGAGACGGAAGGAACAACACCUGGACCGGAAUUGGAUUCAUGAAGGCGUUGGAAGGCUCCACGUUGAACUUCACCGUAGAUGACAUCCGUAGGUCGAUGUGGUACGACAUCGUCGUCCGUUACGAGCCGGUUCACCCUGGCGCCUGGGAGGACGUGCAGAUCAUCAUCGAACGAGACGGCCGGGUAGACAGAGAGGGUCCUUGCGUAGAUUGGAGACCCGACGACGAUCGUCUUCGAGUGCAGCUGUUGGCGAACUCUCACAGUGCCGUGGCAAUUCCGUCGGUUUGUUUGGAAGAGGGCAAGCGGUACAACAUCAUGCUGCAGUUCCGGAAGUACGGAGGACACCUGGACACUCCAUCCGCGUCGAUACUGGUGGAUUCGAUCGUUCUCAGACCCCGGAUAGACACCAUCCCGUUCUUCAGCGAGUCCGGACUGGGCGAGCUGCGUCGUCAGGAGUACGAGAGGUAUCGCUGUAACGAGUUCCUGGACGAGGUGGGCGGCUAUCGAAACGACCUGAUCGAGAUUUGCGGAAAGUUCCACAACAGCAUAGGGUACUACGUGUUCGAUGGUGCUCACGCCUGCGAAUGCAACCGAACGGGCUCCCACAGUCUGCUGUGUAAGCAAUACGGCGGAAUUUGCCCCUGCAAGCCAAACGUGGUGGGUCGUCGCUGCGACCGCUGCGCGCCCGGGACCUACGGAUUCGGUCCCGAGGGCUGCGUUCCCUGCGACUGCGACAGCGUUGGCGCUCUGGACAACUUCUGCGACGUGGAGACCGGCAGGUGUAAGUGCCGACCCAACACUUACGGCCGCACCUGCGGUCAGUGCGAGCCCGGCUUCUGGAACUUCCCGCACUGCCAGCGGUGCGAGUGCAACGGCCACGCGGACAACUGCGACUCGAAGACGGGAGCCUGCAUCGAGUGCCGUGAUAAUACGACAGGGCGAACUUGCGACAGGUGCGUCGAGUCCUUCUACGGCGACCCUCGCAUCGGCGUGGACAUCCCCUGCAGGUCGUGCCCGUGCCCGGGUAGCCGGGACUCGGGCCACUCCUACGCCGACAGCUGCUCUCUGGACUCGGUGACCCACGACGUGAUCUGCGAGUGCUACCGGGGCUACUCGGGGCCGCGGUGCGAGGGCUGUGCCGACAACUACUACGGCAACCCGGAGGUCGCCGGAGGCGGAUGCAUCGCCUGCGACUGCAGCAACAACACCGACCUGGCCCAAUCCGGAAACUGCGACCCGGUGACCGGGCGCUGCUUGCGCUGCCUCCACGACACGGACGGCGCCCACUGCCAGGUCUGCAGGGCCGGGUUCUACGGGGACGCGACUAGGCAGGACUGCCAGGACUGCCAGUGCGACGUCCUGGGGACUGACCGGGCUGCAGGACCCUGCGACCACCGGACCGGCCAGUGUCCUUGCCUGCCUCACGUGGUCGGCCGACUCUGCGACGCCUGCGAGGAAAACCACUGGCGCAUCGCCAGCGGCGAGGGCUGCGAUCCAUGCGGGUGCGACGCCGUCGGUAGCGUGUCCGAUCGCUGCAACCCCUACGACGGCACCUGCGAGUGCCGGCCCGGCUUUGGUGGCAGGAGGUGCAACGAGUGCCAGGCCAAUUUCUGGGGCAACCCCAACGUCGAGUGCUACCCCUGUGACUGCGAUCUCGUCGGCUCGGCCAGCCAGCAGUGCGACCGCGACACCGGGGCCUGCGCCUGCCACCGGGGCAUCGGCGGCGAGAAGUGCGACAGGUGCGACCGCAGCUACAUCGGGUUCGCGCCAAAUUGCAGCCCCUGCGGGGAGUGCUUCGACAACUGGGACCUCGCUCUUCAUGGUCUGCGGAACAGGACCGACGCCGUCAUCGCCGAGGCCUCGCGCAUUCAGAAAGUUGGAACCACCGGGGUGUACAGUCAGGAGUUCGAGAACAUGCUGACGAGUUUGGACCGGGUACGAGAUCUCGUCGCAAACGCUACCGUGCGCAGCCAGGACCUCGACGAGCUGGCAGAGCUAGCCAACAAGCUGGGCGCAGGGGUCUCCAACUCGGGAGAUCUCCUCAACAAGGUCGACGACCUCCUCGAGAGCGUCGGCCAGAAGGUCAGCUUGGCGGACGCGGCCCUGAAGAACAUGAAGAACCGAACCAAUGGGCUGCAUCGUGGAGCGAACGAGCUCAGGGAGAACGCCACCAGGUUGCAGGAGGCCAACGUGCAGGGGGCUCUCAAUGUCACCCUACAGAUGGCCGACCAGUCCCGCCAGGCCGAGAAGACGGCCAAUGGCACCACCAGCAUUCUGGGCGAUGCCGAGCGGUACCGGAAGCACACCGAGAACUUGCUCGCCAAGAACUCGGCCGCCGUGGACGAGGCGCAGCGCAGGAACAAGGAGGCGCUGGUGGAACUACGAGGAAAACUGGAGGACGUCGACCGGGACAUGCCCUUGGUCAAUCUCGCGAUGUGCGGAGAAAACGUGACGGAUUGCAGCGCUCUGUGCGGGGGUGCCGCCUGCGGUUUCUGCGGGGGGUUGUCCUGCGAUCUUGGCGCCGUCACCAAGGCCAAUCAGGCUCUCGAUGUGGCCAGGAACCAAGCGGUCCAAAUCAAGGCCCACAAGGACGAGGCCGAGCAACUUCUCAGGAACAUGAUCGAGACGAAGCAGGACGCGACCGCGGCCAGGUCGAACAGCCAGGACGCGUUCAACUACGCGCAGGUGGCCCGCAACCGCACGGAAGUCCUGGCGAAGGCUUUAGCCGAGGCGAACGAGAAGAUCUGGGCGAUCCUGAAGGAGGACCAGCCGACGCCGGCGAUGGUUCGCGACCUGGCGGAGCAGGUGCUGGCGACGAACAUCGAGCUGCAGCCGGACGAGAUCAAGCGGUUGGCGGGCAGGAUCAGCGGCAUCGUCGUCUCGCUGACGGACUCGGAGAAGAUCCUGAAGGACACGGCCGACGACAUCGAGGUGGCGAAGGAACUGGCGUCCAGGGCGAGCUCCGCGAAAAACGAGGCGGUCAACGGGCAGACCCUGGCGGGCAAGGUGGUCGACCUGCUUAGCGACACCCAGCAGGCCCAGGAGCAGGCUCAGGCAGCCAUCGACAAGGCCGAGAAGGACGUGGCCCUCUCCGAACGGGAUCUGGCGGACAUCGUCCAGGAGACGGGUCGGGCCCAAAAGAAAGCGGACAACACGACGCGCGCCGUCGAGGCGCUGGACGGCCGCCUCAAGCGGCUGCAGACCGACUCGGUGAAGAACGAUUUCGUGAUCAACCAGGAGAUCGGCGUGGAGGCCCGGAAGGUCGCCCAGGAGGCCCGGGACGUCGACGCCAAGACCGACCGUCUGGCCGCCGAGUACAAGAAAGCCAACGGCCUCCUGGACCAUCGGGCCAACAAGAGCAGGGACGACAUCCAGCGCGCCAAGAGGCUUCUCCAGAGGGCGUCCGAGCUCACCGCCGACACCUCGACCAAGUUCAAGGACCUGGACGGCAUGGACGGCGUCUACAAGGAGAACGAGAGGAUGCUGAGCGAUCUCACCGGCGAGGUCGACUCCCUCACCGCCGAGAUCGACCGACACCUCCAGGAGAUCGAGACCAAGUCCCAGCUGUACAGACGGUGCUCCUCCUAGAGGUCCGGGUCUCCGGUCGAAGUCGUCGUCGGCGUCGAUUUUCGCGACGCCGGGCCCGGUAGGCCCGCUUUCAUGGACCACGUGAUAGCGACCUCGAGGUCGUCCCUUCCCCGAGCGUGGGAGGACGCCACUUCCGGUCUCUUUUCUACCUCGAGGUCCAGCGGGAGGUCCUUUCAAAAAGGAGCACCGACUCAUCCGGGUCUAUCUCUCGGCGAUGACUCGUAUGGCGGCGAUUCGACGGCGCCGGACGUAUCGUCGCUUCGGCCGAUUCGUCGAUUAGCUGCCUCGGCCUAGAACGAAAAAGAGAGGAAAAGAAAUCGAAGAGCGGUAAUUCAAAACGCGUCGACCCUCGUCGUUCGUCGUAACAUAAGUGCAUAAUCACCCCGUUCGGCGGCUGACGGACGAACCCACCGUCGGCGCGUCUGCAACGGACGGCCAGACGCCGACUCGCAAUACUUACACCAAAACCCCUCGAGGUGGGACGAAAGCGGCAUCUAUGGGGUCUCGUUUAUGAGAUUUUUCUGCGAAUCGGCGAAUGAGUACCGGCACGUCGGAAACUCUCCUACGUGUACAUGGAGGCUGUAAGGCCGUUUGCCCACGUACCGGCACCGACUUUUCCGCCAGAAACAAUAUAACUUUCGUUUAUUUACUUAAUUACCAUCGAAAAAAACCGGUGACGGCACGAUCGACCCCUUAGGUGUCACUUUCGCAUCGUCUUAAUCCUAUAUUUAAUACUUUGUUACGAAUGUACCCUCGAGAAAAUUAUAUUACAAAGAGGAAUAAAAGAAAAGCGUUAAGUAGAGCCUACUCGACGUCAGAAAUUCAA